Molecule: messenger RNA, 4766 nt
Organism: Pan troglodytes (chimpanzee)
Lineage: Eukaryota; Metazoa; Chordata; Mammalia; Primates; Hominidae
Gene: PCDHGA4
Product: protocadherin gamma subfamily A, 4
Biological process (GO): homophilic cell-cell adhesion
Cellular component (GO): plasma membrane
Molecular function (GO): calcium ion binding
Source: RefSeq, marked validated
AGCACAAAGCACUGGCUCUGGAGCUUUAUGAAAGCUUCAAGCGGAAGCCCUGAGAGCUCCGGCUGUGAAUGCACUUUAUUUUGGACCCAGAAGAUCCUGGGGCUCCUCAGGCCUCGACAGAGGGAAAACCGAAGCACAGGCGACUCCGCGGCGGGGUUGUAAUGGCGGCGCCUCCUGCUCGCCCAGACCACACCCGGCUGCUCCACAUCUGCCUUCUCCUGGGGGUUCUGGUGGAAAUCAGGGCCGAACAGAUCCGCUACUCGGUGUUUGAGGAGCAGGAAGAAGGCUCAGUGGUGGGCAACAUCGCCAAGGACCUGGGGUUGGCGCCCCGGGAGCUGGCGGAGCGCGGAGUCCGUAUCGUCUCCAGAGGUAGGACGCAGCUUUUCGCCCUGAACCCGCGCAGCGGCACCUUGGUCACCGCGGGUAGGAUAGACAGGGAGGAGCUCUGCGACAGAUCUCCAAACUGUGUGACAAACCUGGAGAUUCUUCUAGAAGAUACAGUGAAGAUUUUGCGGGUAGAGGUGGAAAUAAUCGAUGUUAAUGAUAACCCACCCAGUUUUGGGACAGAACAGAGGGAAAUAAAAGUUGCUGAAAAUGAAAAUCCUGGGACAAGAUUUCCUCUUCCUGAAGCUUUUGAUCCGGAUGUAGGGGUAAACUCCCUGCAGGGUUACCAGCUCAACUCAAACGGUUACUUUUCCCUGGACGUGCAAAGCGGGGCCGAUGGGAUUAAGUACCCAGAGCUGGUGCUGGAACGCGCUCUAGAUCGCGAGGAAGAGGCGGUUCACCACCUCGUUCUCACGGCCUUCGAUGGAGGUGACCCGGUUCGCUCUGGCACUGCCAGGAUUCUCAUAAUACUUGUGGAUACCAACGAUAAUGCUCCCGUGUUCACUCAGCCCGAGUACCACGUAAGUGUUCAUGAGAACGUUCCUGUAGGCACUCUGCUACUCACCGUAAAAGCCACUGAUCCAGAUGAAGGAGCCAAUGGAGACGUGACGUAUUCUUUCCGGAAAGUAAGAGACAAAAUAUCACAGCUAUUUCAGUUGAAUUCUCUGAGUGGGGAUAUAACAAUAUUGGGGGAUCUAGAUUAUGAGGACUCUGGAUUCUAUGACAUAGAUGUAGAAGCCCAUGAUGGGCCUGGUCUCCGAGCUAGAAGCAAGGUACUGGUGACAGUUCUGGAUGAAAAUGACAACGCACCAGAAGUCACAGUUACAUCUCUCACCAGCUCAGUCCAGGAAACUUCUUCCCCAGGUACAGUAAUUGCACUUUUCAACGUGCAUGACAGUGACUCAGGAGGAAAUGGCCUAGUCACAUGUUCUAUUCCAGAUAAUCUGCCAUUCACACUUGAAAAGACCUAUGGAAAUUAUUAUCGGUUGUUGACACACAGAACACUGGACAGGGAAGAAGUCUCAGAAUAUAACAUCACUGUAACUGCCACUGACCAGGGAACUCCUCCACUGUCUACAGAAACUCAUAUUUCACUGCAGGUGAUGGACAUCAAUGACAACCCACCCACUUUCCCUCAUGCUUCCUACUCUGCUUACGUUCCUGAAAACAACCCCAGAGGAGCCUCCAUCUUAUCUAUGACUGCUCAAGACCCUGACAGUGGUGACAAUGCCCGAAUCACUUACUCCCUGGCCGAAGACACCUUCCAGGGUGCACCUCUGUCCUCCUAUGUCUCCAUCAACUCCAAUACAGGGAUCCUAUAUGCUCUUCGCUCCUUCGACUAUGAGCAGUUUAGAGACCUGCAGCUACUGGUGACAGCCAGUGACAGUGGAGACCCUCCACUCAGCAGCAAUGUGUCACUGAGCCUCUUUGUGCUGGACCAGAACGACAAUGUCCCUGAGAUCCUGUACCCCACCUUCCCUACGGAUGACUCCACUGGUGUGGAGCUGGCACCCCGCUCCGCAGAUUCCGGCUACCUGGUGACCAAAGUGGUGGCAGUGGACAGAGACUCAGGUCAGAAUGCCUGGCUGUCCUACCGCCUACUCAAGUCCAGCGAGCCGGGACUAUUUGCAGUGGGGCUGCACACAGGCGAGGUGCGCACCGCACGGGCCCUGCUGGACAGAGACGCGCUCAAGCAGAGCCUUGUAGUGGUCGUCCAGGACCAUGGCCAGCCCCCUCUCUCGGCCACCGUCACACUCACUGUGGCUGUGGCCGACAGCAUCCCAGAUGUCCUGGCUGACUUGGGCAGCCUCAAGCCUUCAGCAGACCCAGACGACUCGGGCCUCACACUCUAUCUCGUGGUGUCAGUGGCCGCUGUCUCCUGUGUCUUCCUGGCUUUUGUCACGGUGCUGCUAGCACUCAAGCUGAGACGCUGGCACAAGUCACGCCUGCUUCACGCUGAAGGCAGCAGGUUGUCAGGUGUGCCUGCCUCGCACUUUGUGGGCGUGGACGGGGUUCGGGCUUUCCUGCAGACCUAUUCCCACGAGGUCUCCCUCACCGCGGACUCGCGGAAGAGUCACCUGAUCUUCUCCCAGCCCAGCUAUGCAGACACGCUCAUCAGCCUGGAGAGUUGUGAGAAAAGCGAGCCUCUUCUGAUAACUCAGGAUUUACUUGAAACAAAAGGAGACCCUAAUCUUCAGCAAGCCCCGCCCAACACGGACUGGCGUUUCUCUCAGGCCCAGAGACCCGGCACCAGCGGCUCCCAAAAUGGCGAUGACACCGGCACCUGGCCCAACAACCAGUUUGACACAGAGAUGCUGCAAGCCAUGAUCUUGGCCUCCGCCAGUGAAGCUGCUGAUGGGAGCUCCACCCUGGGAGGGGGUGCCGGCACCAUGGGAUUGAGCGCCCGCUACGGACCCCAGUUCACCCUGCAGCACGUGCCCGACUACCGCCAGAAUGUCUACAUCCCAGGCAGCAAUGCCACACUGACCAACGCAGCUGGCAAGCGGGAUGGCAAGGCCCCAGCAGGUGGCAAUGGCAACAAGAAGAAGUCGGGCAAGAAGGAGAAGAAGUAAAAUGGAGGCCAGGCCAAGAGCCACAGGGCGGCCUCCCCCCAACCAGCCCAGCUUCUCCUUACCUGUACCCAGGCCUCAGAGUUUCAGGGCUAACCCCCAGAAUACUGGUAGGGGCCAAGGCCAUGCUCCCCUUGGGAAACAGAAACAAGUGCCCAGUCAACACCUACCCCCUUCCCCCCCAGGGGGUUGAAUAUGCAAAAGGAGUUCUGCUGGGAACCCCCAUCCAAUCAAUUGCUGUACCCAUGGGGGUAGUGGGGUUAGUGUAGACACCAAGAACCGUUUGCCACACCCCGUUUAGUUACAGCUGAACUCCUCCAUCUUCCAAAUCAAUCAGGCCCAUCCAUCCCAUGCCUCCCUCCUCCCCACCCCACUCCAACAGUUCCUCUUUCCUGAGUAAGGUGGUUGGGGUGUUGAAGUACCAGGUAACCUACAAGCCUCCUAGUUCUGAAAAGUUGGAAGGGCAUCAUGACCUCUUGGCCUCUCCUUUGAUUCUCAAUCUUCCCCCAAAGCAUGGUUUGGUGCCAGCCCCUUCACCUCCUUCCAGAGCCCAAGAUCAAUGCUCAAGUUUUGGAGGACAUGAUCACCAUCCCCAUGGUACUGAUGCUUGCUGGAUUUAGGGAGGGCAUUUUGCUACCAAGCCUCUUCCCAACGCCCUGGGGACCAGUCUUCUGUUUUGUUUUUCAUUGUUUGACGUUUCCACUGCAUGCCGUGACUUCCCCCACCUCCUCCUCAAACAAGAGACUCCACUGCAUGUUCCAAGACAGUAUGGGGUGGUAAGAUAAAGAAGGGAAGUGUGUGGAUGUGGAUGGUGGGGGCAUGGACAAAGCUUGACACAUCAAGUUAUCAAGGCCUUGGAGGAGGCUCUGUAUGUCCUCAGGGGACUGACAACAUCCUCCAGAUUCCAGCCAUAAACCAAUAACUAGGCUGGACCCUUCCCACUACAUAAUAGGGCUCAGCCCAGGCAGCCAGCUUUGGGCUGAGCUAACAGGACCAAUGGAUUAAACUGGCAUCUCAGUCCAAGGAAGCUCGAAGCAGGUUUAGGACCAGGUCCCCUUGAGAGGUCAGAGGGGCCUCUGUGGGUGCUGGGUACUCCAGAGGUGCCACUGGUGGAAGGGUCAGCGGAGCCCCAGCAGGAAGGGUGGGCCAGCCAGGCCAUUCUUAGUCCCUGGGUUGGGGAGGCAGGGAGCUAGGGCAGGGACCAAAUGAACAGAAAGUCUCAGCCCAGGAUGGGGCUUCUUCAACAGGGCCCCUGCCCUCCUGAAGCCUCAGUCCUUCACCUUGCCAGGUGCCGUUUCUCUUCCGUGAAGGCCACUGCCCAGGUCCCCAGUGCGCCCCCUAGUGGCCAUAGCCUGGUUAAAGUUCCCCAGUGCCUCCUUGUGCAUAGACCUUCUUCUCCCACCCCCUUCUGCCCCUGGGUCCCCGGCCAUCCAGCGGGGCUGCCAGAGAACCCCAGACCUGCCCUUACAGUAGUGUAGCGCCCCCUCCCUCUUUCGGCUGGUGUAGAAUAGCCAGUAGUGUAGUGCGGUGUGCUUUUACGUGAUGGCGGGUGGGCAGCGGGCGGCGGGCUCCGCGCAGCCGUCUGUCCUUGAUCUGCCCGCGGCGGCCCGUGUUGUGUUUUGUGCUGUGUCCACGCGCUAAGGCGACCCCCUCCCCCGUACUGACUUCUCCUAUAAGCGCUUCUCUUCGCAUAGUCACGUAGCUCCCACCCCACCCUCUUCCUGUGUCUCACGCAAGUUUUAUACUCUAAUAUUUAUAUGGCUUUUUUUCUUCGACAAAAAAAUAAUUAAAAGUUUCUUCUGAAAAGCUGAA